ACGCAGGUCUCUAGGCAACAGAAUCCCAAACAGCGCGUUCACGUUUCCUCUCCGCCUGGCAGCGCGGGGGGCGCGAGCGGCCGGGGUCCGGGCAGCAACACCAGCCCCGGGGCGGCAUCGGGCUCGAGACCGGCACGAGCAUGGCGCUACCGCUCCUGCCCGGGAACUCCUUCAACCGCAGCCUAGGGAAAGAAAAGUUUCAUAAGUCUCAGCAUUGGGGUUACUGCAAUAAAAUUGCUAUGUUGGUGGGAGAAGAUAAACCUGGAAUAGGAGGUGAACCUUUGCGUGGACAAAAGCUGAAACCUAAAUAUACUGUGUUUCCCAGAGGUGUGGGAAGUGAUGCUCCUUCAUGGGUAGCAUUUGAUAAACAGGUAUUGUCUUUUGAUGCCUAUUUUGGUGAAGAAGUGCCUGAAAAAAAUCAAGAGCUAUAUAGAAUAAGACAUUGUAAAAUAUACUUCUAUCUUGAAGAUGACACAAUUCAAGUGGUUGAACCCCAAGUCAAAAAUAGUGGAAUACCACAAGGAACUAUUGUCCGGCGUCAUCGAAUUCCACUUCCACCUCCUAAUGAAGAUCAGUUUUAUACUGUAGAUUAUUUCAACAUCAAUACAGAAGUAAUCUUUUAUGCCCAAAGGUAUAAGAUUGUAGAUUGUGAUCAAUUCACAAAAAAUUUUUUGAGGAAGCUGGGAGUUCGAUUAAAUCCUCCAGCAUAUCAUCCAGAAGAUCCAUACACCAGAGCCCGGCAAAAGAUUGCGGAUAGUAUAAAGCCCUUGCGCCCUUAUGAGCGCUUUGACACUCUGAGACAGUUUCUGGAGUACGAUGGACACGUUUUACGUUUUUACUGUAUGUGGGAUGAUACAGAAUCCAUGUUUGGGGACCCACGAGAACUUAUUCUGCACUAUUUUUUGGCUGAUGAUACUAUUGAAAUAAAAGAAGUGAUACCAGUAAACUCGGGCCGGGAUGCUGUUCCACUUUUCCUCAAUAGGAAGAAGCUACCAAAGUAUGCUCCAGCAGGGCUGUAUCAGCCUGGUGCAAUCACAGAUCGCACAGUUCUCAAUGUGUUUGGAGGCUUAGUAGGAAACAAAGGCCGUUACAUUCUGGACAAUCGUAAGACAGGAACUGUGCAUCAGGAAUUUUACAAAGACUCUGACCUGACAAUAGGGGCAGUGAUCAAUGUUUGGGGAAGGAGGGUAAAACUCUGUGACUGUGAUGAAUUUACUAAAGAAUAUUAUACGACAAAGUAUGGAAUCAGUAGAAGAGACAAGGCUUGGGAAGAAAAAAAAAACCCAUUCUUGUUUGUGGCCAUUGUUGUACACUGCCUUUCUGAGGCCCUCAGUUCUUUCAUGGACCAUGGAUGCUGUGACAUCCUUCUGGCUGGUGAUUUGCCUAAGGAUUUUACUCCAGUUCCAUUCAAGGCUCCACCUCCUCCAAAAAUAGAAAGGAAGUUUCCACCAUACACUGGAUUUGGCUCUGAAGAGGAUUCUCUAGGCUCCUGCAUGAGCCUUCUUCCCCAACCUCCCCAGAAAGAUUUCAAGAAAUUCUUGGAGAAAGACAGAAAAGGCCUCGAAAGUAACCUGCUGCGCUUUCUUGCAAAAUUUAUUACUGAUAAUCCCAUUGACAAGGAUCGGCAAUUCAUUAUUUCUUAUUUUCUGAGUGAUGACACAAUUUCAGUGUUUGAGACCCCACAGCGAAAUACAGGGAUACUUGGUGGGAAGUUCCUGGAAAGAAGUCGUAUUAAGAAGCCUGGGCAGGAGCUCUUUAAGAGUGAGAUAUCUGAGUACUUCAAAGCUCAGGAUCUGUUUGUUGGAGCCAAAGUUUGUUUCAAUGGUCACAACUUUCUUUUGGUGGAUGCUGAUGAGUAUGCAUUCAACUAUAUGGAGAAGCAUGCAGAUGAGUUCCCAAUGGCCAAUAUCAGCCUCAUCCUGAACAAACUGAAGGCUAUAGGAGAACCUAGUUCCAGAGAGAUCAAGCAGAUUUUUGCAGCCACUGACCCUGAACACACCAAGGUGAUGGAAUAUAACCCUUUCAGAAAUUUGAUGGUGAAUAUCGCUGGUGGAAAAUUGUCAGAACAUGAAAUUAUGACUAUUGGACGUUAUUACAGCGUGCAAAAUGAGUUUGAAAUGGACAUCAACUUCCUUCUUGCAGUGGCUCAAGAACAGCUAAAGAAAAAUAGCUUUGAGUAUUUCGGACAACUGUCUGCUACCUUUGUAUACAAUGACCGUGAAAAAUGUGGGUUGCUGCCCCAUGAGAAAUGCAGGACUAUUUGCAAGUCCUUCAGAUUGCCAUUGGCUGAUGAUCUUCUGCAAGCUUUACUGACCAUGUUUGAAGAUGGCAAGGAACAAGUAGAUUAUAAGAAGUUUGUCAAUGGGCUGAAUUGGAGAGAGAAUCCAGUUCCGACUUUCCAGACAAUAAAGGUUCCUAUAAAGUAUGAAGAUGACUGGAGUGGGCAGCCACCAUCCCUUCCAGUGAAAAGGAUCAAAUAUUUACCCCUAAUAGAGGAUGUUUUUGGCACUGAAGAAUAAUCUGGUCUAUGCAGGUCACUUCUUUUGAAUUACUGUUGCAACUUCACCAAGCGUGUCUGGACAGAUACUGUAAACUUUCCUUAAAAAAUAAAAGAAUCACAGAUAUAGAUUUUAUUGAAUUUAAAUUUCUUACUCCAAUGUAGAAAUAUAGUUCAUGAAUUUUUGUAAUUCUUUCAAAAUACAAAGUACUGUACUGUAAGUACAUGAGCACAAUUAAAAAUAUCCUUUAAACUGAACUUCAUGUUUGCUUAUAUGUAGAAUGCACAAAUAUUCAGAAAUCUUACAGUGAGAAUCAAAUGUAGCAAAGUGUGACUGACCCUAAACCAUUCUCAUCUGCAAACAAACGAAAAUUAUCACUGACAACAUUAAGUCAGACUAUAUCAGCACAAUAAUUUAAUAUUCUCUUCAAUUUUUUUUCAUGCUGCUUAGUUUUAUAUUGAUGUAUCCCUGCUGAAUCUUAAGUGUUGUUUAUGUCAAAGCCAGUUAGUUUAUGGAGGGGUUCUAGCACAGCAUAACAUUUCCUGGUAUCAGAGAUAAUUACAGCCUACCAAUAUAGAAGUAAAUAUCUUGCAGUGUAACACAGAAACUCUGAGCUCUUGAUUUUUGCUUUACAUACAUCCUAAAUCGAUAGACGUCAAAACUUAUUUGGGGAAUCUGUGUGAAAUGAAUUGGUGGUUUUAGUCCAGUCUUAGUGAACAGGUGUCCUCAGUGUAAAACUGCACUUUCCCAACUGAAACAAAUUGAUACCCUGCUUAUCGUUCAAGAUUGUGAUGAUUAAGUGGAGUUCCUGUCAGUACUUUGUACGUAUAUAGCGCUGUACGAGUUCAAAGCCAUGUUUAGACAGGAAUUCCUUCAUUAUCACUACACCCCUGUGAACUGGUAAGUAUUAUUCCAGUUUAAGAAGGGUGGGGAAGCUGAGUCAGAGGUGUGGAGGGACUUGCCCAAGGCAAUAGUGAGUCAGUAGAAAAACCGGGAUUAGAACUCAAAAGAUCCUGACUCUCAGCUCUGCACUAGUAUUUUCUGGUUACUUUUGUGAAAUUAUUAAAUUCAUUGAUUGAGGAUGACAGGUUUUUAUCUCAAAUUGCAAUUCAAGGAGAAGGACAAGUGCUUAAUUUAGAAAGACAAACACUUAGCUUAUUUUAUGAUUCUGUAUUACAAACAAGUUUAAUAGAUCAUUUAAAUCAGAUUUGUUUUGUGGUCAUACAUUUUAAACACAGAUUAGACUCCAUAAUGUCAUAGAUUCCAAGGCCAAAAGGGGCCAUUGUGAUCAUCCAGUCCAACGUCCUACAGGCCACAGAGCUUCCCAGAAUUAAUUCCUGUUUGAACUAAAGCAUAUAUUACAGAAAAAACAUUCCAUUUUGAUUUAAAAAUUGCCAGUGAUGGAAAAUCCACCACAACUCUUAGUAAAUUGUUCCAAAUCAUUAAAAAUGUGUACCUUAUUUCCAGUCUGAAUUUGUCUAACUUCAGCGUCCAGGGAUUGGAUCCUGUUAUACCUUUAUCUGAUAGAUUGAGGAGCCCUCUAUUACCAAAUUUUUGUUCCCUAUGUAGGUACUUAUAAACUGUGAUCAAGUCACUCCUUAAGCUAUUUUAGACUUGAUAAUGCCUUCUCACAUGUCUGACAAGAUCUAUGUGUAGAUAAGUAACAAGACUUGUUUUUCUUGGAAAGAAAGGUUGAGAACUACCAUCUUUCUGUCUUUUGACUAUUUUGUAAUGCUGUUCUGUGUAUUUUUAAUAAUACUCACUGAAUUUUCUCCCUG
Messenger RNA from Caretta caretta (loggerhead turtle), 4276 nucleotides. RefSeq names its product EF-hand domain containing 2 (gene EFHC2). The record is from RefSeq and is a predicted model, not a curated record. Gene Ontology annotation, cellular component: microtubule. Gene Ontology annotation, biological process: regulation of neuron projection development. NCBI's taxonomy places the organism in Eukaryota, Metazoa, Chordata, Testudines, Cheloniidae.